AUGGGAAACCCGAGGAGCUUAACUUUUCCAUGUCAAUUCGGGAAUUUGGCUACAAGUUACGCAUUGGCUGAUUCGGGGGCUAGUGUGAAUCUUAUGCCUUAUUCAUUCUUCAAGAAGUUAAACCUUCCGGAACCGAGACCUAUUUUUAUGGCGAUCCAUUUAGCUAACAAGAUGGUGAUGUUUCCAAGAGGGAUAUGCGAGGACCUUCUAAUUAAAGUUGACAAGUUCGUAUUUCCUACAUAUUUUAUAGUACUAGAUAUGGAAGAAGACCAUCAAGUGCCUAUCAUUAUUGGGAUACCUUUCCUAAGCACCGCUUGUGCCAUAGUGGUCGUGCAAGAGUCCAAACUUACUCUCCAGGUAGGAGAUGAUUCAGUCACCUUUGGAGUCGAUAGAGCCAUGAAGCCUUCAAGGUUAAGGGAUGACACAAUCUUCACGGUGGACACGUUUGAAGAACUAAUGGAAAAAGAAUUGGUGGAAUGGAAAGAGGACAAGGAAGUGGAUUCAUGUUCCUUUCAGAAGGUGAAUUUGAUGUUGGAAAAGAUCUAA
Molecule: messenger RNA, 546 nt
Organism: Lactuca sativa (garden lettuce)
Lineage: Eukaryota; Viridiplantae; Streptophyta; Magnoliopsida; Asterales; Asteraceae
Biological process (GO): proteolysis
Molecular function (GO): aspartic-type endopeptidase activity
Source: RefSeq, a predicted model, not a curated record